AUGGGGGUGGUACGAACUGACCUGGGCUGGACUUUGGGGAAGACUGGACCGGGCGCGGCGUGCAUCCAGCCGCAAACCCCAUCGUCCCCACGCGAGAGAAGUGGAACGGCGGGUUGAAGGGGACGAGCUUGUCAACGGCGAGGGGCGAGGGGGUUUGUACGAAGUGACCUGGGCUGGACUGUGGGGACGGAACGUGCCCCUACGUGUGUACCAGACUCGACCGGGCGCGGCGUGCAUCCAGCCGCCGACCUCAUCGUACCCUCAGGGAGACAAGUGGAACGGCAGGUUGAAGGGGACGGGUGUGCCACCGGCGCGGGGCGGGGGGUGGGUGGUACGGACUGACCUGGGCCGGGCUUUGGGGACGGUGCGUUCUUGUCUUGGUGGUGUGUGUGAGAGGCGGGACAGAAAAAAAAAUCUCCCAUGACUUCGGCUCCAAGAUCGCCCCUAAAGCUAGAAUUCUCCCCUGACUCAAUGUCCAACAAACCCAAACCACUUUUUUCCCAACAAACUAGACUGCUCCACUGACUUCCAAGACCGCCCCGUAAGCUAGACUUCCCUCUGACGUUUCGCCCACAUAAGUAGACACAAAAACUAGAAUCGCUCUCUUGACUCAAAAUUCCCGUGCUCCCCACAAUGCAGUCUCAUGUUCCAGGUGUCAUCCUCCUCCUGCCCUAUGUUUUUGUUUAAAGCCAGCCCCCCCGGCAGGAAGGCGCCCCUACUUUCAUACCAGCCUCGACCGGGCGCGGCGUGCAUCCAGCCGCCGACCUCAUCGUCCCCUGCGGGAGCGAAGCCAACGGAGCCAAGUGUAACGGCGGGUUGAAGGGGACGGGCUUGCCAACGGCGAGGGGCGAGGGGGGCGGGUGGAAUGAACUGACCUGGGCUGGACUUUGGGGACGACUCGACCGGGCGCGACGUGCAUCCAGCCGCCGACCUCAUCGUACCCGCGGGACCGAGGCCAUCGGAGCCAAGUGGAACGGCGGGCCGAGGGGACGGGCUUGCCAACGGCGCGGGCAAGGGGGGUGGUACGAUCUGACCUGGGCUGGACUUUGGUGACGAUGGCGCUAGACACCACCCUCCAGCCACCGGCCAGCGAUCAGCGACCAGCGACCAGCGACCAGCGACCAGCGACUUCAUUGAGCGGAGGAACCCGAGCGGAGGAGCCUGGGGACGCCCUUCUCUUCUUUAGGGCAACGAGAAGUGCGGGGAGUAUUCCUCCCUCCAGAAACCCAUCUCUUGUAAAGAGGCCGGCCAUUCCGGAUGGCUGCGGUGUCGUACGUUGUACGUCAUGUGGUGUUGGCACGGGAUCCCCCUCACGCUGUUUUUCCGGGGCCGAUGCGUCAACAGUAACGGGGGCAGGGUUGGGACAUGCGCAAAUCUUGUUGAUUCUUCUGGGAGGGGGGUGGUAGACACUGCAGAAUCUGCUACACUGGUUGCCCGGCAGGGAGCGCAUGUUACCCCCUCGGCGACGGCUGCUCCAGAGAAAGUUGAUAUCCUAGACUAUCCGGUCGAAAGUUUAUUUUUUUACCUUCACAUUGACGCAAAAUGUUUCGCGCGGAAACGAAACAAAAAGUUUCGCGUUUUUUGCGCGAGAGUUUUUUUCUGUCUGGGGUCCAGAGAAAAUGUCCAUCGUUGAUUUUGGCCAACGGGGCCAUGACGGAAUGCAUGUCGAAGGCUGCAGCUACACGGCAUAAAAAGUACUUCAUCCCGGGGCGCCUAGUCUUAAUGUCACACGAACUCAGCGGGGCACUUGUCGGCAAAGCCACGAAACAAAACCACUCUUCCAUUUCGAGGUUGCGCAAACCUUGUUGGCAGGCGUGGCAGGCUUGGCAGGUACGGCAGACACUGCAGGCUUGGCAGGUGCAGGAGGCUCUUACCCAUGUAGAAGAGUUGGUUCAAGGUUGUCUUAUUUCACCAUCUUCUUUGCGGUAUAGUCUAAACGCUCCGUUGGCUGCUACAAGCAAAAUUAAAGUCUUUUGAGAUUUAUCGCGCCAAGUCGACCAAAAGGUGGAAUAAAUUUGUUUCGAAGAAUGACAGUGAGCGGGGCGGUGCAGGCGGAUAUUGGGACACUCCGGGUGCCAAAACGAGCCACCGAGCGCCACAAGCCUCAUCACUGACUUCUUCGGCGAGCUGGUUAUGUGUGCGAGCGAUCCCGAGCGUGAAGAAAAAACGUUGCCUCGGGAAACGGGAAAGCGCGCUGUGCUCUGAGAAGGUUUUCCCUAACUUGAAGCAGGUAAGACUGAGCAUUGUUCACAGGUAUUGAGGGAUAAACUAGGGAGGCCGGGGGUGAUCAAUGCCAAGGGUUUGAUGUGAGAGAAAUGGUGUGAGUGCGCGCUUUCGACCUCUUGCCACAUGUGUCCGAAUGUUGGGUGGGGGGCACUACGCCGACAAAGCUCAUACUAAAUAUAUUUCUCCAUACACGGCUCCCCCUUCGGAGCAAAAGCGGGCCCAUCAGCAGCAUUCCGAAGCAGAGCUCAACAAGGUGCCCAUACGCAGAGGCGAAAUCCGCCGUGACAGCAGAGCUACAUCAGGAGGCCGGUAGCGUUGAAGCAACAAGAACCGUCAGGGUCCAGCUGCACCCCGAGUACUGCCGAGGUCCACUCCUGAGAUGGCGUCGACGGACCGUGCCGCAUUGGUUGCUCUAUACAACGCGACCAACGGGGCUAACUGGAAGAACAGGUCAAACUGGAA
Ectocarpus siliculosus is the source of this 2688-nucleotide messenger RNA. The record is from the annotation of a GenBank genome assembly. NCBI's taxonomy places the organism in Eukaryota, Phaeophyceae, Ectocarpales, Ectocarpaceae.